This is a messenger RNA of Cetraspora pellucida, 522 nucleotides long. NCBI's taxonomy places the organism in Eukaryota, Fungi, Glomeromycota, Glomeromycetes, Diversisporales, Gigasporaceae. The record is from the annotation of a GenBank genome assembly.
AUGAAUAGACUGCCAGAAAAAUUAACUCUACAAGAACGUGAAACUUUUUCUAAUGCUACUUAUAUCCUACCAAUGUGGGAUGCUGUUAAUAAGAUAAAUACUGAAAAAUUAAAAUCCUUAAAUCAACCUAUUGCCAAGAUAUGUGCUGUCCAUAGUAAUAAUCAUGAAGCUCCAAAAGCUGAGUCUGACAUUGCAAAAGGUCUAGAAGCUGAACUACUACUCGCUAUAGGAGCAUGUAUGAUGCUAACUACAAAUAUUUGGACUUUUGCUGGUCUUGUAAAUGGUGCUAUAGGAAGAAUUAUGGAUAUUAUAUAUGAAGAAGGACAUGGCCCCACUUUACUACCUAAUGCAGUUCUGGUCACAUUUGAUGACUAUCAUGGACCCACAAUUACUACUCCUGAAGGUGUUCAAGUUGUGCUGAUAACUGCUAUUAAGAGAACUUGGAACGGAAAGUUUAGCAUUUGCUCUCACUUCCAAAUUCCUCUAAUACUUGCAUGGGCAAUCACAGUACAUAAAUUUUAA